AUGGCAGAAAGCAAAGAGCCCGGUCAACCGGACCAGACACUCACGUCAGCUGACCGGAUUCGGCAGCUAAACGACGUGGACAAGGACGUCGCAAAGCUCAUCCACUCCGCCGGCCUUGCAGUUCAAGCCCUGACCAACGCCCGAUCCAACGAUUCCCCCUCAGCAACAGCAACGGCAGACACAUCCCUCGACUCCCACAAGUCCCGUUUCAAAGAAGCCACCUCACAAUACUUCGCCCUCCUUUCCUCCAUUGACGUCCGACUCCGUCGCCAGGUCUAUGCUCUAGAAGAAGCUUCCGUUCUUGCUCCGGAUUCUGCGUCCCGAACAGGUGAGGGAGGUGCUGCUGGUGGGGGAGGUGCGGGGGCCGCGAACCCGUUGGAUAUCAGUUGGUUGAAUAGUAGGAAUGAUACUGUUGGAAAGGAUAAGGAGGCUGAGCUUUGGGCUGCUGCCAAGGGGUUUGUGGAGCAGAUUGGCAACGCGACUUCAACGGAACCGGUGAAGACAGAGGAGGGUCAUAAGAUGGAAGUUGAUUGA
This is a messenger RNA of Aspergillus chevalieri, 534 nucleotides long. Its product is annotated as mediator of RNA polymerase II transcription subunit 11. The coding region runs from base 1 to 534 and encodes 177 amino acids. Gene Ontology annotation, cellular component: mediator complex. Lineage: Eukaryota; Fungi; Ascomycota; Eurotiomycetes; Eurotiales; Aspergillaceae. Gene Ontology annotation, biological process: regulation of transcription by RNA polymerase II. Gene Ontology annotation, molecular function: transcription coregulator activity. The record is from RefSeq and is a predicted model, not a curated record. The transcript has 2 exons.